UGCAUGCCAAAUUUCAGCCCGAUUCGUCCAGUGGUUUUGGGCUAUACGUUGAUAGAUCUAAAUUAUCAAAUAUGCAUUGUAGGAGGCGCGACUGAGAUAGGGCAAACCGCUUCCCUUUUACUAAGAACAGUGCCAUCGGUUACAAAACUAGUGAUUCACGAUAACUCAGAACACACGUCUGGUGUCGUACUAGAUCUGUCACAUAUUCCCGCCAACUCUACGCUUCAAGGCUUCAUUGGUGAAACUACUCUUGAGCGUGCUUUACGGAGUUCGAACCUCAUCAUUGCAACCGGCGGCGUCAUACAAAGCCCUGGAAUAUCCGAACAAAUCUUUUUCAAAACAAACGCUAACUUCAUAAGGAAAUUAUCAGCGGAAAUCGCAAAAAUUGCUCCCAUGCCGUUUGUUGGAAUAGCAACUGAACCAAUAAACAUCUUAGUGCCAAUGGCCGCCGAAGUGAUGAGAAACAACGGUGAGUAUGAUCCGAGAAAAUUGUUCGGUAUCACAACUGGCGACUCGUUAAAAGUGCAAUCUAUGUAUGCAAGUGAAAAUGACUUGAAUCCUCAAGCUUGCAAUGUACCAGUGAUCGGAGGUCACACGGACAAUACAAUCGUACCUUUGCUGUCCCAAUCAAAGCCAGCCUGUACCAUGAACGAAAAGGAUAUUCUGGAAUUUGUAACGAAAAUUCGGACUUCGCAAGAAGACGUUAUGAAUGCAAAGAAAGGUUGGUCACCUACCUUGUCAGUUGCUUACGGUAUUCUCGCCUUUAGUAGAGGUAUUCUGGAUGCCCUGUACAGUCGUCCCACACAAAUCAACGCAUUUGUUGAAAACAACGAUUUUGGCACGUCCUAUUUUUCCGGGCUGGUGUUUGUCGAUAGAAAUGGCGCUGGUGAGAUGCAGAGAUAUUCCAAUUUAUCCGAGUUCGAAUGCCAAUUAUUAGAACGUAGUAUUGAACAGCUAAGAAAAGAUGUUAUAUUAGGAAAGAAAGUAUUGGAGCUUGCGUAAUUUCUUGAAAGCUAAAUCUGAAAAAGCGUGUUUUAAAAAACAUCUGGAAAAUAGUGUAUCCGUCAUAAUCUCAGACCAAUUAUAGAAGGACCUGUAUCAUACUCAUAGUCACGAAUAAAAUUGUCUGUCAUUUUCUGAAGAAAACGAGCUUAGAUUUGGUAUAUAUCUUAUACUAUACUAGAAGUUUUUGCCCGUUUUUUACACAAUUCAAUUACACAAAAAGGUAUUUUUACGGAGCUCUUUAACCGACGAACACGAUUACAACUAUUUAACAUCGAUACUAUAGAGACAGUUUUUAUAAUAGCAUUAGAUCGUUGAUCAUAUACUUUGACAGAAAAGUAACGUCUAGCGAGGCAGGUCCUAUGCAAUAAUUGGUCUGAGGUCAUAAUUUAUUUGAUUUAAUAUUUUUGUUUAUUUCAAUUCAAUUUUGUUAUUGUAUAUCAGGAAAAAAAUAAACAAUUAUUACCAAUUUACACAAAUUUAUUUACACCAUACUAAGUAAUUGUUAUCUAAACAGUUUAUUAAAAAUACCUACUAUCACAGAAACAAUCAAAUACAUCUUCAUCGAGUGUUUUUUUGAUAUUUUUAUUUAAUCUUUUGUACACACG
Molecule: messenger RNA, 1610 nt
Organism: Bicyclus anynana (squinting bush brown)
Lineage: Eukaryota; Metazoa; Arthropoda; Insecta; Lepidoptera; Nymphalidae
Product: malate dehydrogenase-like
Exons: 2
Biological process (GO): carboxylic acid metabolic process
Cellular component (GO): cytoplasm
Molecular function (GO): L-malate dehydrogenase (NAD+) activity
Source: RefSeq, a predicted model, not a curated record